Plasmodium coatneyi is the source of this 2538-nucleotide messenger RNA. RefSeq lists its product as uncharacterized. The transcript has 2 exons. The record is from RefSeq and is a predicted model, not a curated record. The coding region runs from base 340 to 2538 and encodes 732 amino acids. Gene Ontology annotation, molecular function: RNA binding; protein binding. NCBI's taxonomy places the organism in Eukaryota, Apicomplexa, Aconoidasida, Haemosporida, Plasmodiidae.
ACAGUUAAAAUUUAUUCCCACGUGAGGAGAAAAAAAAGAAAAAAAAAAUCGACCUAGUAGGCGGCCAACCCGCAUUAAGCACGAAUCGCGAACAAUGCAAAGCACUCCAAACUGAUAAAGGCCUACCAACCUACACGCGUAUCAUACGCAGGUAAGAAUAACUUGUUCGCAUUUGCAGUAUGUGUUUUAUGGUCCUUCUUCAACAAAGAUACUUAUACCCAUGCCUACACGUAGCAGUACCCCCUAGGGGCGAACUAACCUCACCUCCCAACUGCUGCAAAGGAGAAAACUAUGGCUGCGCUCGAACAGAGGAGGCGAAUGAAAAAUGAUUAAAACAAAAUGAAGGGAAACCUGGAAAGCAUCGUACAGGAUGAAAACGAAUACAAGGAAGAAUGUAUUUUUACAUCAAUUGAUAUCUUUAGUGGACCUCACAACUAUUUAAAUUUCCACUACAUUUGUGAAAUAAGUUUUAACGACAUUAGUUUUAUUUCCCCAUACCACUGCUAUUUUUUUCUGCGAAAUCAGUUCGAAAAUGUUGACAAAGCGGGGGUGAAUUAUAAAGAAAAUAUCGGCGCGCAGUUCGAUAGGGAGGUCUACUGGAAGGUAAUAAACGAAAACAAGGCCACAGAACUAUUUCAGAACGAAACAGCUAUUUAUUAUGAACAGGGGGAGUUACCAGAAUGCAGACGGAAGGCGCUGGAGAAUAUCGCCCAGGUGGUUAACAAGAUGGCUGUCUCAGAUUUGGAGGCCAUUUCACCCUACCUCGGGGAGAACCCAAAUUGGAAGAGAAACAAACUGACCUGGAUGGACAUGAUCCAGAGGGACAAAUUCCGAAGAUAUGAAAAAAUGAGAGAAAAUUUAAAAGAGACAGGAAAGCGAGAAAUCGUAUACAAAGUGAACAAGGAAGAUGUAGAAAAAGUGAAAAAUAAAAAAAUGAGAAAAGAUUUCUUCUUCUUUGGAGUUUACGAAAAAAGAGGACAAAACAAUUUAGGCAGAAUCUACAUGAGCAUAAGAAACGACCUCGCCAAAAAUACGGAAAUUUACGCGUGGCUCUUAACAAACUGUAACAUGCAGACAGAUCCGAGCCUUGUAGCAGACAUUUCGAUAGAGGAAAAGUACUUGCAAAGGCAAAUAAUACAAGAGGAGGAUGACUAUGUAUAUAAUGAUGCGCUAGUGAAGGAAACUAAAAAGAGUCUUGCCGGAAACGAUAACCUCUCUAGCGGACGCGUAACCGUGGAGGAGAAAACACAAAAUUACUUUUUCGAAAAAAAGGAAUAUAUAUCAUUUGGGAAAAAUGAGCAGAAUGAUAUUAUCUGUCUAAACCCAUCCAUCUCAAGAUUCCACUGUGUGCUGUUUUUUUCCAAGGACUACCACCUGUACCUUGUAGAUGUGGGAUCCAAGUCAAGGACAAAACUGAACAAUAACUUGUGUGAAAUUCAUAAUAAGUACAAAAUUACGAACAACGAUAUUAUCACUUUAGGGGUGUCUAAAAGAACGUACAAAGUUAGCAUAAACAUAGACAGCGUUUUGUCCUACCUAGAUAAAAAACAAAGUGAAGUUAAUCGUAAAAUGAGAAUUAUGAGUGAAGAUCUGGAAAACCCACUUGGGGAAAAAAAUCCACUAAAAUUAAAAAUUUCUAAUAUUUUUUAUAAAUGUAACGAAAACGACAUAAUAGACUUUUUCAAAGAUUGUGGUGAAAUUAAGAAGAUACACUUGUAUGAUGCGAAUAGGGGGGCGGAACGACAGAAGGUGAAAACGGAUGGCAAAAAAAACAGGUCCUUGAAGGAAGCACUGGUUGAAGUUUACGACAAACAAACUUCUGAUAAAAUUAUGCAAAAAAAUGAAUCCUAUUUAUACGGACGGAAAAUUUAUAUCAUCUAUCAACCAGUGUCUACAUAUAAGCCACGUCAUGCAAAGGUGCCCCCGAAAAGAGAUCGACCUUUUGACGUACAAAUUACGUCCAAAAGGGGCAAGUACCAGGGGGAGAAAAUUACCCUUGAAGGAGACCGUUUUAGCCGCUUCAGUCGCAGGGAUGAUAGAGGGGAGAAGUUUGGUGCGGAGCGGAGGUCACCCAGAAGGAGGGGAAGUGACAGAAGUGGUAGUAGCGGGGGUCGUCAUAGAGGUGGACGGCGUGAUGAACGGGGGCGAAGUAGGCGCAGGAAACGAAGCGAAAGUUUUGGCAGUAGUAGUAGUAGUAGCAGCAGCCCCGUUCGGCAAAGAAAGCGUAGUGUUAGCAGCGGAAGUAGUACUGGAAGUAGCAGCAGCCGUGGCGGGCGAAGGGACUCUUCGCGAAGCUCUUCGAAACGCAAAAUACGUAGUGAGAGACGAGAAGUUGAAGAUAGAAGGGCUGUCCAAAGAAGGAGAAACACAUCUAGUAGUCGCUCCAGCAGUGAUAGGGGCAGUGACGAAAGUAGUUACAAGAGUAGUAGAAGUAAUAGUAGCAGUAGUGCCAGGCGUAGUGGCAGAAGUAGAGACAGUAGUAGUAGCGCAAGUAGCGACCAUAAAAGGCGCUUAAGCAAAAAGAGGCACAAAGUGUGA